Molecule: messenger RNA, 1747 nt
Organism: Menidia menidia (Atlantic silverside)
Lineage: Eukaryota; Metazoa; Chordata; Actinopteri; Atheriniformes; Atherinopsidae
Source: the annotation of a GenBank genome assembly
GCUGGUUUACGCGCGUUUGCCAGCAUAACAGACGAGAGGCCGUGAGAGGGAGUAUUGGCACAAGAAUAGGAAAAGAGAGGGAGAGAGUUCAGCGAGCCUGUCCUGGGGAGAUACACACCAAUAACUAGGUCUCCAGUAAACAUCGCUUCUAUAAAGCUGCUGUGCUACUGCAUGGCACCGAGGAUCCAAGUCACUUACACAUAGUUUGAUUGUUAUCCCAGCAGCAGACGUUCAACAAAGCCUCAAACUUUAGAAGCAGUCUUCGAAGAGCAUUUGAUUAGAUGCUGACAGGAGCCGAGACAAACUGAGCAAAGAUCAUCCAACUGACCUGAAAAUGACAGCUGCAGCAGCUCAAGAACUUGACGAGCUAUGCUUCCUGUCGGCGCAGGCUAUGCCCAGCCUGAAAGUAUCCCAACACUUUCAGAUGGUGAAGCUUUUAGGAGAGGGAUCGUAUGGAAAGGUCAUGCUGGCUGUGCACAGAAAGAGAGGAACGCCAAUGGCUCUGAAGUUCUUCCCUCGGCGGUCCACUUCUCUCACCUCUUUCCUGCGGGAAUACAAUCUGUCCCUUUCUUACUGCACUCAUCCUUCUCUGACGCGGGCCCUUGGCAUCUUCUUCUCCACGCCGUCCUACUAUGUCUUUGCCCAGCAAGCGGGUCUCUAUGGCGAUCUCUACAGCGUUAUUGUGUCAGAGGUCGGGGUGGAUGAGCACCGCGUGCAGAGAGUGAUGUCCCAGCUCAGUGGCGCCGUCACACACCUGCACUCGCUGGGCUUCGUCCAUCGCGACAUUAAACCUGAGAACAUCUUCCUGUGUGACAGCUCCUGCCGCUGGGUCAAACUGGGGGAUUUUGGCCUCACCCGAGCCAUCAACUCUACGGUUCGAGCUGUUUGGUAUGAGUCACCUUUCUGCACACCAGAGGUGGAAGCCUCCAAGGAGGCAGAAAAAGAAAUGGAGAGAAGGCAGAGUGAGGGGAUUGAAGAGGAGGUGGAGGACAUCUGGAUAAACGUGGAGCCCUGCAUUGACAGUUGGGCCCUCGGUGUGCUCAUCUACUGCCUUCUAACUGGCUGCUUCCCCUGGGAGGAGAGCACUCAUGAUGACCGUGGCUAUAAAAAAUACAAGGACUGGUUUGAUCGUGAGGAGGAGAAGAGAAAAGUGAUGCAGAGGGAUGAGGAGGACAUUGAUGGCUACACAAUCAUGGAGCAAAACCAUGAAGACAACCCUCCUCCCUCACAGUUUGAGGGCCUCAGCCCACACGUGAUGACUCUUUUGAAGGAACUGCUCCACCCUGAGCCCAAGCUCAGAGGAAGCCCGGAGGAGAUCCUGAGCUACCUGGGAGGCCCGUGGCUCAUGAGGACAGCGAGGGAGGAGGAGCAGAAAGCCCGGGACGCCGACAAGGAAGCCAGAAAAACUAGAGAAAGAGGAGGACUAGAGGAGGAGCUGCUCAGAGAGGGAAGAGGAGAAAGAUGAGCUUCAUCUCCAGCCUGUUUUGUUUGAAUAUGUUAUAACAUGUUGAUAAGAUAUUGCUAAAUGACUCCAGUCCAAAUGUAUAAGGUGCUGUGUACAAGGUUUUUCAUGUGUUUGUAAGUUUCUUCAAUGAAGUUACUACUUAAUUAUUGUAUACAUAUUUGGGUGCCUGUGUGUGUGUGUGUGUGUGUGUGCGUGCGUGUGUCUUCGUGUCAAGACUAAUUGAUCAAGAAGAAUUUGAUGUCUGCUCAGCAAGUAGAAAAAGGUGUAUAUUCCAUAUUCAGA